Molecule: messenger RNA, 1290 nt
Organism: Athalia rosae (coleseed sawfly)
Lineage: Eukaryota; Metazoa; Arthropoda; Insecta; Hymenoptera; Athaliidae
Product: synaptobrevin-1-like
Exons: 3
Coding region: 219-605 (128 amino acids)
Biological process (GO): vesicle-mediated transport; vesicle fusion
Cellular component (GO): SNARE complex; plasma membrane
Molecular function (GO): SNAP receptor activity; syntaxin binding
Source: RefSeq, a predicted model, not a curated record
GAUUGGCCCGGUCGGUAAUCCAGUCUGCAUAUCGGCAUUCAACUGUUGAAUGUAAAUGAUAAUUACAUACUGCAUUGCUCGUGGAAUUUAGUGCCAACGAAAGGUUCUCGCAACAACUGUUGCUUGCAUGUCAGAUGCUAGAUCACCGUUAACCGUAAUCAAAGUGUAACAAUUUUUACUUCCCUAUUCAUCUGAUUCACACAUUCAAAAGCACAAUCAUGGAUGGCGGUGGAUUCUCUGGCGAAGGAGAUUUGGGUGGUCCUCGAACUACACAGCAAGCAUCAACAACCAAGAAGAUGCAAGAUACACAGGCAAAGGUUGACGAGGUUGUUGGGAUAAUGAAGGUUAACGUCGAAAAGGUCUUGGAGCGCGAUCAGAAACUGUCCGAACUAGACAACAGAGCCGAUGCUUUACAGCAGGGAGCAGCUCAGUUUGAACAGCAGGCAGGAAAACUGAAAAGAAAAUAUUGGUGGAAGAAUUUGAAGAUGAUGAUAAUUAUUGGGAUUAUAUGCGUCGUCAUAUUGAUAAUCAUAAUCGCUGCAACCCUUCCUUCUUCCAAGCCAAACGAGAGUGUGCAACCAGUUGCGAAAGGGGAUAAAGAAUAAAGUUUGAAUCCUUCAUCACAUAUGAAGAUUCAUAAGUCGGUACCAAUUCAAAAUAACAAGUUUAAAUAUAGGAAAUAAGAUGGGAAGGAGUUUUCUUUGGAGCAAUAAUGGUAAUAUUAACGAUAUGCUUAACAAUUAGGUGGUGUACGUAGAAAACGGUAAUGAUUUCAAUAACAGCAAUGAUAGUAACAAUGUGAUUUCUGAAGUGGAAGAAAUAGAAAAAAAAGGAGAAGAAACUAAAAAAAGAUACUAUUAAAAGAUACUAUUUAAGAAAAGAAAAAUAUUUUAGUAACAAAUAUUUUUUGAAAACUUUACUCGGAUAUUUAACCAACGCACAAUUUUUAUCAUAAUUUUUAUCCACAAUAAGUAUUAAGUCAACUGUCAAAAGGCAUUGUGAGGUCUGUCAGUUAUUCAAUACUGUUUGACGUCAAUAGUCCACAAAUUUGAAAGUAUUCAUUGAUUGUUUUCAUUUAUCUUUUUUUGUUUGUGCAACAGCGCAAGAGCAAUAGGCGAAUGGACUUUUUUCGCCGCUUAUUCAUGUUACUUUAAACACUGUAUUUUCUGUUUUAAUCGCUCAUUGUAAAAUUAUUAAUUACAUAUGAUACAUAAAUGUUAUACCUCUACGAUAUACACUUAUACUGUAUAUAUACUUAAAGACAUGAAUUAUAACGUUUGUAUUCUUUAA